CUGAAUUUAGUUCAUUUUCUAACAUCAAACAAUAAACUUGAACCACAAAUGACGCCACAAAUACGCCCCCUAUCGGCCAAUUUGCAACGCAUAGCCAUUGAGGAGCUGAACGAAGUGCCCGAACGUCUCGAUGCGGAUAUUGAAGCAUUACGCGCCUGGCUCAAACAGCAGCCACAUUUACGAGCACGCAGCGACGAUCAGUUCCUGGUCGCCUUUUUGCGCGGCUGCAAGUUUAGCCUGGAGAAGGCCAAGUCUAAGCUGGAUAAAUUUUAUACGCUGCGCACUCGCUAUCCGGACUUUUAUACGAUACGUGAUGUGGACAGUCAGCGCCUACAUGAGCUACUGCGCCUUGGCGUCGGCUUGCGCUUGCCACGUCCGCUGCACGAUGAUGGGCCACGGAUCAUUUAUGUCCGACCUGGCUCCUAUGCGGCGGACAAGUAUACCUUCGAGGAGAUAAUGGGCGUGUCGCACGCACUGAGCGCGUUGAGUCUGCAAUUUGACGACUACUCCGUCGUUUAUGGCUGCCUGCUCAUCCUCGACUUUAGCGGCUAUACGGCGGCCCAUCUGCUACAGCUCACGCCGAGUAUUGUCAAGAAGAUGUCCGUCUUUGCCGAGGAGGCCAUGCCCAUUCGGGACAAGGGCAGGCACAUGAUCAACACGAAUGCCGUCUUCGAAAGGGGCUUCAAUAUGAUGCACUCACUACUGCCUGCCAAGGAGCAGAGUCGGAUCUCAGUACACGGAAGCAAUUUGGAAUCACUUUACAAACACAUACCGCAAAAGUAUUUGCCCACACACCUGGGCGGGGAGCAGGGCACGAUUGAGGAGCUCCAGCAGCAGACAUGGGAUAUCUUUCUGGAACAACGGGAAUACCUUAGGACGGAGGCUAAAUAUGGAGUGGACGAAACGCUGAGGCCUGCUGGACAGAGCUGCGAUUAUGAAAGCAUUUUUGGGGUUGAUGGAUCAUUUCGUAAAUUAAACAUUGAUUAAAACAAUGAUCAGUGCACAUA
Drosophila navojoa is the source of this 1007-nucleotide messenger RNA. RefSeq names its product alpha-tocopherol transfer protein-like. The record is from RefSeq and is a predicted model, not a curated record. NCBI's taxonomy places the organism in Eukaryota, Metazoa, Arthropoda, Insecta, Diptera, Drosophilidae. Gene Ontology annotation, cellular component: membrane. Gene Ontology annotation, molecular function: phosphatidylinositol bisphosphate binding.